AUGGCGGCAAAAUAUAUAAUUUUAUUUUCCGCGUGCUUUGUGCUCGCAUCAUCUCAAAGUACUGGAUUGCAAACAGUGAAUGGGAGAAUAAAGGUUUCCGUGGGUUUAACAUCAUCGGAAUCUGAAGUAUCGAAAUUCAUUAAUAACCAGCUGGUACCAGCGGUGGAAGCGUAUGGAAAGUUUCUUGACAUCGAAUUCGUACCUUGGGGAAGAACAACCUGGGUUAAUAACGUUAUCCAAUGUAAUAGUGGCCAUGCCGAGUGUUGGGCCAAUCGUCUACACAGAUGCGUUUUGGACAAGCUGAAGAAUGACCAAGCCGCCCAGCUCCACUAUAUGGCUUGCGAGUUUUCUGCGCCAUACCCAUCGUACUUGCAAGGAUCUUAUAUCUGUGCUCAAGCUGUCGGCUUAAAUCUGCUGGAUGUUGAUUACUGUGUCGCUAAUCCUGGAGACGAAUUGGAUAGAGCAGCCCAGGAGGCUGCCUCCGUACCAAUGGCACAGUUCCAGUUCAUCCCAUAUAUCGUUUUCAAUGAAGCCAUCAAUGUUGAUUUACACGAAGAAGGUUUGGUCAGACUUCCAAAUUUAAUCUGUUGGGCUCUAUCGGAGGACUCGAGCACUGGAGUAACCAGCUGUCAUGUUUAA
Molecule: messenger RNA, 639 nt
Organism: Spodoptera litura
Lineage: Eukaryota; Metazoa; Arthropoda; Insecta; Lepidoptera; Noctuidae
Product: gamma-interferon-inducible lysosomal thiol reductase-like protein
Molecular function (GO): oxidoreductase activity, acting on a sulfur group of donors, disulfide as acceptor
Source: RefSeq, a predicted model, not a curated record